AUGGAUUAUUAUGGGACAAAGCUAGCCACUUGCUCCAGUGACAAGACAAUCAAAAUAUUCGAACUACAAACCAACGGUCAGCAGAUCCCGAUCGCCGAACUGGUUGGACAUGAAGGGCCUGUGUGGCAGUUGUCUUGGUCACAUCCUAAAUUUGGCAGCCUCCUUGCAUCAUGUUCUUAUGAUCGAAAGGUGAUAAUCUGGAAGGAGGUGAGCGGAAAGUGGACUAACAUCAAGGAAAUCAACUGUCAUGAUGCUUCUGUAAACUCAGUCAGCUGGGCUCCCCCUGAAUACGGAAUCAUCUUGGCGUGCGCAAGUUCAGAUGGUUCGUUGUCUAUUAUUUCGUCGACCAAUGACGAAACGUGGGAGCCGAAGAAAAUAAUCAACGCUCAUUCGUCAGGUUGUAAUGCGGUCAGUUGGUGCCCUCCUUACAGUUUGGAAUCGUCAUCCGCAGGUUUGUGUACAAAGAGGCUCAUUUCAGGUGGUUGUGACAAUCUGCUUAAAAUCUGGAAAGAAAAUAACAAUAAAGACUGGGAACAAGAGCUGCAGCUUGAAGGCCACACAGAUUGGAUUCGAGACGUGGCUUGGACGCAGUCCUUUGGCUUGCUCGGCAACACUAUCGCCUCGUGCUCUCAA
Soboliphyme baturini is the source of this 633-nucleotide messenger RNA. The record is from the annotation of a GenBank genome assembly. NCBI's taxonomy places the organism in Eukaryota, Metazoa, Nematoda, Enoplea, Dioctophymatida, Soboliphymatidae.